Molecule: messenger RNA, 2239 nt
Organism: Durusdinium trenchii
Lineage: Eukaryota; Dinophyceae; Suessiales; Symbiodiniaceae
Source: the annotation of a GenBank genome assembly
CAGACCUGAACUACUAGCUGUACAGUUGUCCAUCACACUAUGAGGGGGGACUUGAGAAUUCCUGUGUACAGUAACCCUCAUGUAUAGACAUAGUUUUUGGUCAACUUGUACUUUUGGCUCAAGUUGUCAAAAAGGUCCGCAGCCGUUGCCACACCGCGGCCACGGCGGACUUUACUUGUUGCUUCUUGGUAUUGUUUGUGUUGGUGUUCCGGUUCACCGGUUUAAGUGUUAUUGAAGUUGCUGGCAACCUAAUUGAUUGUUUUAAUCGUCUACUUUGCCAGCAAUGCAUGUAGGUCACACGUGUGGAAAGAGCUGUUACAGACACGGUGUUGGAAUGAUCUUCAUUCUGAAAUCGCUGGGCUUCCGUUGAGCUCAGCACGGGCCGCUGCUUGGAGGCGCAGGUUACGUCGAGCGCGCCGCGUGCAACACCGACGACGACUCAAGUGUUGGGACGCUUGCGCAAUCCAUCGCAGAAGUCCUCAUCUUCCAGCAUUGACGCACUCAGGAAGCUUCCCAGGCAAAAGCCCGUCGGACGGCGCUCGGCUCCGACGACCGUACCGAAGGCGAAAGCCAAGAGCCAGAUUCGACCCGACCAUCUUUAAGCCCGGCCUUUGAGCAGGACGUCCAACGUCCUCUAUGGCAUCGUGGCAAGGACCCGUUUCUUUUCCACCCGCGGCUGAACAAGAGAUUGGAGUCUACGAGCCCAAAGAACAACUUCAAGAACACGGGCAAGAACAACCGCAGCCGAGUUGACGUUCUUGCGACUUUUGCUGGAGCUGCCAGAAUCAGCAAAAGAGCUGCCAAGUCUGGCCCAAAGGCGACUGAGCCAACGGACUUGUUAUUGAAGAGAUGCAUGCUGAGACCGAGGAUCACUUGGCGCAGCGGCGCUUCAUCAGGUACAGGGCAGGUUGGGAUGAUCCCGCGCACUGACAGUGGCGGAACCUCCAGCAAUCAGAGCCUUGAUUGGAACCUUGGCCGCUUCAAGAGAGCAUGUCGCAGCACACUAGCGGUCGCUAGCGCUUAAAGCAUCAUCAGAGUUUAAAUGUUCAGUGUGCCUCAGCAGCGUAUUUCUUGGAGUUCCUGUUCACCGGCUUGGAAAAGGCACACGUUUUCGGCCGCGGACAGCAAAGCCUGUGCGAUUGCAUGGGCGGCUAUCCAAACUCGGAGGGCCGUAGAAACUUGGUGAAUAUACGGUCGUUGCACGAGUUUGUGAUUGCAAGGGCUGUUCACAUGUGGGAGAUGGCUGGUGCUGUCACGAAUGUCAGCAAGUUUUGCAACACACUACCUACCUUUGAUUGUGCUGUGGGAGAUCAAGCACAAAAUGCAUUCCAGAGUGAAUUUAGCGUGUGUUGGCACUACCAGCCAGGCACUGCCACCAUCGACUGAUCUCAUUGUGUGGCUGUUUUCACAUGUUUUCAACCUCAGGUUCCCGAACCCCAUCAUGACUGAAAGUCCGCCAUGACUGCGCUUGAUUUUGAAACACCCCUACACACAUGUUGAAACACAUGUAUUUGUUGAAGGUUCAUGGCAGCGGCAGGGUCAGUCAAAUCCGACAGUUGAUUGUCAGACUUCUAGCUAUAAGAGUUGUUCGCAGGCACCUUGGACUUGCCACUACCAAGGCCACGCCACGAUCGGCGCAAGGUUUUGGUGGCGAGGAGCUGCGACAAGUCAAGAAGGUGGAACAGCAGUACAAGACCAAAAAGGGUUUGAGGAGCACUACAGAUGCAGUCCGCUUCUUCGAGAAGGCUGCCAGCUGCCGUGAGAAGGGUGAUUUGCAAACCGCCAUCCAGCAUUAUCGAAAGGCCAGGGUGGCCAUCGGGAAGGCUUCCGGCAAGGGCAGCAAAGAUUAUGCCCGAGUUUGCAACGAUUUGGCCCAGACCUACUUUGAAGUGGGCCGUCACAACAGAGCCAUGGAGCUACUUGAAGAGUCGAGGACUGCAUUUGCCACAGCUGUUGGUGAGGAACAUGUCGAGUACGCAGGCUGCUUGCAAAACUUGGCGCGCGUGAAGUUGAAACUCAAUUUCGUCGCUGAGGCGGAGGCCUUGUACAAGAAGGCCUCAAAAAUCUAUGCGGGGGACCUAGGAGCCAAUCACAUGGCCUACCUUGACAGUCUCAGGAGUCUGGCCAGCCUGUACCAAAGUGUCGGGCAACCUGAUAUGGUUCGACCGCUGUUACUCGAGGAGCAACGGGUGAAGACACUUGCAGCCCAACUUGGCCAUCGGGCACAGUGACGAAAAGA